AUGGCCACGGCUCCAUGGCGCCUUGUCCUGCUGUUGCUACCCCUAGCGAUCUCUUUCUCUCCGGUGCUGGUGCACGUUGCAGUAGCAGAGGGCCAGACCAACCGGCCGUUGAAUCCUUACUGCUCGACCACGGGCAACUACACGGACGACAGUCAGUACCGGCGGAACCUCCUCGCCCUCUUCGGCGACCUCCCUUCCAAGGCCAUCAGCAACCGUGGCUUCUACAACGCCUCCGUCGGCGAAGCGCCCGACGAGGUCUUCGGCCUCCUCGGGUGCUACGCCGACCGCAACUUGACCCUAUGCCGCGACUGCCUCUAUGCCGCGGCCGCCGGGAUUCAGACCUCCUGCCCCUCUAGCCGGGAGAUGAAGGGCGCCCUCGACGCCUGCGUCCUCCGCUACUCCAACGUCUCCUUCGUCUCCGGGGCCGCCGACCUCACCGUCGCCUUCUUUAGUAUGGAUUUCUCCUACGUGGAGGACCCGGCUGGCAUGAACGACACCAGGUGGAGACUGCUCUUUGACCAUCUGGCGCCGAGGGCCGCCACGUCGGAGCUGCGGUUCGCCAACGGGACCGUGCCGUACGCCAAGACCACCAUGUAUGGGCUAGCGCAGUGCACCAGGGACCUCAACGCCAGCGAGUGCUACAGAUGUCUUGCCAAGUUUGUGGCCGACCUCUCGAUUAACCUCCCCAACUAUACCCAUGGUGGCAUCAAGGGCUACAGCUGCUAUGCGAUUUACAACAUCGGCGCGAGCCUCGACGUCACCGUUCUACCGCUGCUUUCACCGCCGCCGCCGCCGCCUCCAUCGUCGAAUCUAAUUCCACCACGAGAAAGAGCAGGACCUCCACCUCUGCCUGGCUCAAAGGGCAGAAAAAAAAACCUGACCGCAGUGUUUGUGGGUGCGGCUUUUGGUUUUCUCUUGUUGGUGAUUGGCAUGAUCAUCUUGUUGUGGCUAUUCUUGCGCCGGCGGAGGAAAAGGAUUAAUGAGAUGCUAGAAGAUGAUGAAGAAGAAGAAGCAUGCUUGUUCGACAGUGAUGAUGCGACAAUGGAAGAUGACUUCAAGAAAGGGACCUGGCCUAGGCGAUUCCGGUACAACCAACUGGAACUUGCCACUCACAACUUCUCUGACAAGAACAAGCUUGGGGAAGGUGGGUUUGGUUCGGUGUACAGAGGUUUUUUCGAGGACGUGAACCUUGAAGUGGCUAUCAAGAGAGUGUCCAAGGGCUCCAAACAGGGAAGGAAAGAGUACAUCUCGGAGGUAAAGAUCAUAAGCCGCCUGAGGCACCGGAACCUCGUGCAGCUCAUCGGCUGGUGCCAUGGUGGCGGCGAGCUCUUGCUUGUCUACGAUCUUAUGCCCAACGGCAGCCUCGACACUCAUCUUUACGGUUCAAACAACACCUUAUCAUGGCCACUCAGGCAUGAGAUUGUGAUCGGUUUAGGGUCUGCACUUGUCUACCUACAUCACGAGUGGGAGCAAUGUGUUUUGCACCGGGACAUCAAGCCAAGCAACAUAAUGCUUGAUGUGUCCUUUGGAGCUAAGCUUGGCGAUUUUGGGCUCGCGAGACUUGUCGACCACGAGCGAGGACCAUAUACAACAGGCAUUGCGGGAACUAUGGGCUACCUAGAUCCUGAGUGCGUGGUCACUGGGAGAACCAGCACUGAGUCUGAUGUCUAUAGUUUCGGCAUCGUCCUUCUCAACAUUGCUUGUGGCAGACGGCCAGCUGUGCUUCUGGAACAAGACAAGGUAGUUAUCCCGCUUGUCCAAUGGGUCUGGGAUUUAUGGGGAAGUGGCAAGACUCUAGAUGUGGUCGAUGCUCGACUCGACAUGGAGUUCAACGACCAUGAGAUGGAGCGUGUCAUAGUCGUGGGGCUUUGGUGCGUGCACCCCGACCGCAGCCAAAGGCCGUCGAUCAAGCAGGCGCUCAACGUGUUGCGGUCUGAGGCGCCAUUGCCAAGCCUUCCAGCAAAGAUGCCUGUUGCUAAUUUUAAGCCGGCAUUGGAUUCUUUUGUUUCUGCCUCCCACUUGACAGGCGGCAGAUGAUAUACGUUGACAAGAGAAUUCUUAAUUAAGAAGUUAAUUAGUAGGAAUCUUGGGGGAGUCUAAUUAAUGGUUUUUCUUAAAACUAUUGGUAACGAUUCAAAC
Molecule: messenger RNA, 2139 nt
Organism: Brachypodium distachyon (stiff brome)
Lineage: Eukaryota; Viridiplantae; Streptophyta; Magnoliopsida; Poales; Poaceae
Product: L-type lectin-domain containing receptor kinase IX.1
Exons: 3
Coding region: 1-2037 (678 amino acids)
Biological process (GO): protein phosphorylation
Cellular component (GO): plasma membrane
Molecular function (GO): ATP binding; protein kinase activity
Source: RefSeq, a predicted model, not a curated record